AUGACUUCAACGCCGAAAAAGACAAGGUUAUCACGUUCAGCUCGUGCCGGUAUCAUCUUCCCAGUAGCACGUAUUCAUCGUCAUCUUAAAGCGUGUCCGACUGCUCCGAAACGCAUAACACAAGGUGCAUCCGUUUAUUUAGCAUCUGUUCUUGAAUAUCUUGUUGCUGAACUCCUUGAAUUAAGUGGUAAUGCUGCACGAGAUUGUCAGCGUAGUCGUAUUAUACCAAGACAUAUUCUACUUGCCUAUGCCAAUGAUGGGGAAUUAUUUAAACUACUGCGCCAUUGUGUAGUUCCUGAAGGUGGAAUUCUUCCAAAUAUUCAUCUAGCUUUUCUUGAUAAAAAUCAAGAUGAUUCAUCACUGCCUAACACAUCAAUAUCGCGAGAAAAGAAGAAGAAGAAGAAGACUGCAUCAUCAACUGCUACUAAUGUCAAGAUAAAUAUUCGUAAGCCAACCUUAGCUAAAAAAGGCCAAGGAAGUUUUAGUGUAACUGGUACACCAACAACAAAGGCCGCUGCGCUCAAAGGUACUGCAGUAACAACACUUUCUGAGCGUGUUCUUGUUCGUGGACAAAAAUUGACUGUUGUACAAGGAAGUAUUGUUAAUAUUAAAGCCGAUGCUAUUGUUCAUCCAACAAAUGCUUCAUUUUAUAUGGGUGGUGAUGUUGGCAAGGCUUUGGCUAGCACAGGAGGACAAGAACUUCGAAAUGCUGUCGCUGACGCAGCUAAAAAUGCAACAUUAAUAAAUUCCGGUGAUGUUACUGUUAGUGCUGCACCGAAUUUAUCUGCAUCACAUUUAAUUCAUGUUCACUCACCAAACUGGAAUGCUGCAACACAAGAUGCAUGCAUUGGUGAACUUGAUCAAGCUAUUUUAAAUAUUUUAAAUUUAGCUGAUCAGCAAGGCUUUACGUCCAUUGCUUUGCCUAGUAUUAGUAGUGGACGUGCUGGUUUUCCAAAGCAAACGGCUGCACAAACAAUUCUUGCUGCGCUAUCGAAAUUUUUUCGGCAAACAACGACAACAAGUCUUCAACAAGUAUGUUUCGUUUUAUACGAUCCUGAAAGUGUUACUGUCUAUACAACUGAACUUCAACGUAUGGUUGAAUAG
This is a messenger RNA of Rotaria socialis, 1104 nucleotides long. NCBI's taxonomy places the organism in Eukaryota, Metazoa, Rotifera, Eurotatoria, Philodinida, Philodinidae. The record is from the annotation of a GenBank genome assembly.